UGUUAGGCGUGAGCUAGUCGCGAAAAUAAAAUUGCGUAGCUUGUCUGAAAACAUCAAACAGACGCUGUUUAGGCGCAUUAGAUCCAUUAACGCUGUCUGGCCAUUGCAAGCGUUAAACUGCGACAUUUGCUUACAACAUGCCCAACGUUUGGGUGUGCGCUUUUGCUGUAUGCGCGGACUUUAUUGUCCUGUGUGUGCUGGACUAUGUAGCCAGACAUUUGAGAUAUGAAUCAGGAGAUUUGUGCGAUACUUAUACCUUGGUUAGACAGUGGACUGAUGGUCUGUUACGAUGGGCAUUUUUGCUGUCAUUAUUACAUCUUUACAAAAAUGCAAGAGAAUCGAUCUUUAAGCAAUGGAUUAUGGCCCAUUGUUUUAUCAGUCCUAUAUACGAAACUUGUCGCUUAGCUCUGUUCGGAAACUAUCCAGUAGGAAAGUUUGAAAUGUGGCUGCUCGGCAGCAUUGCUGCUGCGUUGGGAUGCGUAUUUUGGGAGAUGCUAUUGCCUGAUUCUAACGGGGAAAAUAACACUAAAGAGAAGAAACAAAAGGCUCGAGUGCUCUUCAUGAGGGUUAUUUAUUUUUACAAACCCGACUAUUUAAUUUUGUUUGGAGCUUCUGUGUUUUUGGCACUAGCUGUCCUUUGUGAGAUGUUCAUUCCACUGUACACAGGAAAGCUGAUCGAUAUCCUACGUGCUGAGUACCAAUGGAACGAUUUUCAGUCAGCAAUAGUAUUGAUCACAGUUUUCUCAUUUGGAAGCUCGUUCAGUGCUGGCUGCCGAGGAGGGCUCUUCACGUGUGCUAUUGGCAGAUUCAUUUGUAGAGUGAGGCUUCAACUCUUCGGCUCCCUGGUUGGCCAGGAAAUUGGCUUCUUCGAGACUACAAAGACAGGUGACCUCACUUGCAGACUGUCUACGGACAUUAAUCUAAUGGCCAGAGCUGUAGCCUUAAAUAUGAAUGUUCUUCUGCGAACUCUGAUUAAGACCAUGGGUAUGCUGUACCUAAUGUUUAAUCUUUCUUGGAAGCUUACUCUUUUGAUGCUGAUGGAGACACCUUUGACUGGCUUAUUACAGAACAUCUAUGACACACAUUACCAGGAACUAUCAAAGAAAGUACAGGACUCAAUGGCAAUAGCAAACGAUGCUGCAAGAGAAACUGUUUCAGGUAUUAGGACAGUUAAGAGCUUAAAUGCACAGAAGAGUGAGACCUGUCGUUAUGAUGAGCGACUGAUGGACACCCAUAAUAUAAAGACCCAGAGGGACACAGUCAGAGCAGUGUACCUUCUUGUAAGAAGGCUUACAGAGUUGGGAGUACAGGUGGUUAUGCUAUAUUAUGGCAGGUUGUUUAUCCAGUAUGGGCAGAUGACCACCGGAAAUCUGGUUUCAUUUAUUCUGUACCAGGGAGAUCUUGGACAAAACAUUAGGACUUUGAUUUAUACAGUUGGGGACAUGCUGAACUCUGUCGGUGCUGCAGGGAAAGUAUUUGAGUAUCUGGACCGCAAGGCCAAAGUAAGCAUGGAUGGAAGUCUGCAGCCAGAGGAAUUAAAGGGACAAAUCUGCUUUCAGAACAUCACCUUUUCCUAUCCAACACGACCUGACCACAAUGUCCUGGAGGACUUUAGUCUGGUGUUGAAACCAGAUCAAAUGACUGCCCUGGUUGGGAUGUCUGGUGGUGGAAAAAGCACUUGUGUGAGUUUACUUCAGAGGUACUAUGAGCCUCAGCAUGGACAAAUCCUCCUAGAUGGACAGCCACUGCAAAACUACCAGCACAAGUACCUGCACAGCAAGCUUGUUGUAGUGGGACAAGAGCCUGUUCUCUUUUCUGGUACCAUACGUGAUAACAUUGCAUAUGGCUUACCAGACUGCUCACUUGAGAGAAUUGAGGAGGCAGCCCGCAAAGUCAAUGCACAUGAAUUUAUCUGCCAGUUGCAGAAGGGUUAUGAUACAGAUGUAGGUGAACGAGGAAGCCUUCUUGGUAGUAGUCAGAAGCAGCGCAUUGCAAUUGCCAGAGCUCUGAUCAGACAGCCACGAGUUAUCUUACUGGAUGAGAUCACAAGCUUUUUGGACAGCCAAAGUGAACAAAUGGUCCAGCAAUCGUUGUCCAACUGCCCCAAACAGACCUUACUAGUGAUUGCACAUAGACUAAAGACCAUUGAGAGAGCAAACCAGAUCGUUGUGAUUGAUCGUGGAGUAAUUUUGGAGCAAGGAACUCACCAGGAACUCAUGGAGAAAAAGGGACAUUACUACAAACUAAAGGAGCGUCUUUUUACAGAGGAUAACAGCAUAAGUUAAUGCAAUAAAGUUUCAGUUAACAGGUGACAUCUCACCAGUCUGUAAUACAACUAUAUCAAUACAUUGCAUUCGAUGCAUUUGUCAUUCCAAAUAGAGUUUUGUGGCUUUUUAGUAACAUUGUAGUGUCAUUUGGUUUUUAUACAAUUAAGCCUGAGUACUAGUAUUACUGUAUUUCUGUGCACUUGUAAUUCAUUGCUGUUAUUCUCUUGACCUGCAGCUGUAAAAAUCUGUAUCAACCUGUAUAUGUAUGUAUCAAAAUUUGCAAAUGAUUUGAGGGAAACCAAAUGAGUUAUUAAGGAAUAAAAAAUUAAUUGAAUAUA
Messenger RNA from Trichomycterus rosablanca, 2605 nucleotides. RefSeq names its product transporter associated with antigen processing, subunit type a (gene tap2a). NCBI's taxonomy places the organism in Eukaryota, Metazoa, Chordata, Actinopteri, Siluriformes, Trichomycteridae. The transcript is spliced from 11 exons. Gene Ontology annotation, cellular component: mitochondrial inner membrane. Gene Ontology annotation, biological process: oligopeptide export from mitochondrion. Gene Ontology annotation, molecular function: ATP hydrolysis activity; ABC-type oligopeptide transporter activity; ATP binding. The record is from RefSeq and is a predicted model, not a curated record. Bases 138 to 2285 code for a protein of 715 amino acids.